Molecule: messenger RNA, 1113 nt
Organism: Malassezia restricta
Lineage: Eukaryota; Fungi; Basidiomycota; Malasseziomycetes; Malasseziales; Malasseziaceae
Product: ribosome production factor 2
Exons: 1
Coding region: 1-1113 (370 amino acids)
Biological process (GO): maturation of LSU-rRNA from tricistronic rRNA transcript (SSU-rRNA, 5.8S rRNA, LSU-rRNA); ribosomal large subunit assembly
Cellular component (GO): nucleolus
Molecular function (GO): rRNA binding
Source: RefSeq, a predicted model, not a curated record
AUGCUGCGUGUAGCCAAGCCCAAGAAUGCGCGAUCGAAGCGUGCCCUCGAGAAGCGCGAGUCCAAAGAGAAGGAAAAUGCCAAGACGGCCAUCUUUGUGAGAGGCACUAGGACUUCUGAAAAGGUGAAUGUGGCCAUGACGGAGCUGGCCGCUCUCAAGAAGCCCGAUGCCGUGGCGUUCAACAAGCGCAACGAUGUGCUGCCUUUUGAAGAUGCUACGAGCCUCGAGUUCUGGGGACAGAAGAAUGACGCGAGUCUGCUCGUAGUCGGAAGCAGCCAAAAGAAGCGUCCUGACAACCUAUGCUGGGUUCGUCUCUUUGACGGCCAAGUACUUGAUAUGCUAGAGAUGGGCGUCUUGGAGGCAACGAGUAUGAACGCCUUCAAGACCAACAAGCCUGGUAUCGGUAUGCGCCCCCUCUUUCAUUUCUCGGGCCCUGAGUUUGAGUCCGAUCCGGAAACGGAUCGUCUUGGCGCCGCUGGCGCUGAUCCCGAGGCCAAAGGUGCGUUUCUGCACCUCAAGUCUCUGCUCCUCGACUUUUACCGCGGCGAGGAACUGGACCCAAAUCACAUCGCGCUGGGCGGUCUCGAGCAUGUAAUCUCUGUGAGCGUCGCGCCGUCCAGAAAAGCAGCGCCUAGUGAGACGGACCUGUCCAGUCUGUACCGAGCCGCAGGCGUCUCGUCUCAGGCCUCUGGCGUCUCGUCCGUACACCGCUGCGAGCCAUGCAGAAUCCAUUUUCGCGUAUACACGAUUAGGAUGAUUGCGUCUGGCACUAGGACACCCCGCAUCGAGCUAGAUCUAUGCGGGCCAUCGUUCGACUUCGAGCUCCGGCGCAGGUUGCCUGCCAGUAUCGACCGCAUGACGCAGGCGCUCAAGCGACCCAAGACGGCCGAGCAAAAGAGCAGCCAAGGCAAGGGCAAGCGCAAGAAUAUCGAUACAGACGAGAUGGGCGAUAUGGUCGGCCGUGUGCACCUUGGCCGCCAGGAUCUGUCACAAUUGCAGGUGAAGAAGAUGAAAGGCCUGCGAGGUAAACCACAGUUCGACGAAGAGGAUGAAAUGCAUCCUGCCUUUGACAACGAUGAGGAGGAGGAGGAAGAAGAAGAGGACGACGAAUAG